UUUCUCUUGAAGCCAUACAGUGCCCUUCUCCUAGGCCUCAUCUGAGCUUUCCGUAUUCCAGGGGUUAAUCAUCUUAAAUAUGGUGAAUCAGUUCUCUUUCCACGACGCUUCUACAUCAUUUAAUGAUGCUCAGUUCAUGGCUGAUGCAAUGGACUCGACUAUACCCCACCUUGUUGCGGCGGGAAACGCUGGUCAAUGGGGAACUGAGCCCCUUUCUAGAAAGGAGUCGUUCAUGCAGAAGAUGCAUGAUGCUGUCUCCAAGUCGGAGCAGUUCUGUGAAACGGGGGCUGGUGAUCGAGAGAGAAUAUUUAUCGCCGAGGUUGAAGACGAUCAGACCAGCUCAGGAUCCACUGCAAACGGAAACCUCUCCCGCCGCGUGGACGAGAAUGGAAAAUCCUUUGUGUCUGUUGGUUUCGUCAAAAUUGUCGAAGAACAAUUCGUGAGCUAUUUGAAAGAGACAGAGAGUUUGAAAGCCCAGAUCGAACCUGCGUUGAAAAAGGGCAAGUUUGUCUUCCUCCAAUACCUCGUCACUGAUCACCGAGUUGGUGAUAGACGUCGUGGGGCUGGGGCUGCUCUCCUUCAGAAAGUCAAGGAUUAUACUCUUGAGCGUGGUUGGAAGACGAUCUGGCUUGAUUGCUGGGAUGGAGGUAAUGGGCAGUUGGUGCAGAUUUCAUAUUAUGGGGAGCUUUGGGAAUGA
Messenger RNA from Fusarium oxysporum Fo47, 697 nucleotides. RefSeq lists its product as uncharacterized. The record is from RefSeq and is a predicted model, not a curated record. The coding region runs from base 80 to 697 and encodes 205 amino acids. The transcript has 2 exons. NCBI's taxonomy places the organism in Eukaryota, Fungi, Ascomycota, Sordariomycetes, Hypocreales, Nectriaceae.